This is a messenger RNA of Nematostella vectensis (starlet sea anemone), 2070 nucleotides long. Its product is annotated as progestin and adipoQ receptor family member 4. Gene Ontology annotation, cellular component: membrane. Gene Ontology annotation, molecular function: signaling receptor activity. The transcript is spliced from 2 exons. Lineage: Eukaryota; Metazoa; Cnidaria; Anthozoa; Actiniaria; Edwardsiidae. The record is from RefSeq and is a predicted model, not a curated record. The coding region runs from base 139 to 1188 and encodes 349 amino acids.
GGCACGGGACUCGUGCUUCGAUUGUUCGGUCAACGUUUGUUUCAUUCUAAUUGAGCCAAACUAACGCUUGUAAAAAUGCUCUUGAAACUUUAAUAAGCGGACCGCAAAUGCAAUUCACAAUUGCGGCUAUCGCCGGAGAUGAAAUAUUUAUACCAUUGGAGGCUUGGCGGUUUGGCAAGAAAUCAGCAAAGAACGCCUGGUGCUUCUGAACAUUUAGGUCUUGUACAGAAAGAGAGCGGACGCGACGGCAAAGGGCACGGGAAAAUGGUCUAUAGAAGGCUUGUUCCGGUAGAAAUUCCAGAUAACAAUAAUGAGAAUGAGCUAAAAGUGUUACAUGCGUUAGAAAAAGACGAAGAGACCAAGGAAAAUACAUGCGAUCUUCCGCCGAAAUUAUGCUCCUUGCAGUGUUGCCCUUCAUGGCUGCAGUUCAACAAAUUUGUGUUAACCGGCUACAGAUGCGACUAUACUGUUUCAGAAUGCCUUGAUAGUCUAUUAUACGUUCACAACGAGUCGGUGAAUAUAUACUCACACGGUAUCCCUUGUGUGUUGAUGAUGAUCCUAAUCCCACUAACUGCAAGCCAAGCGUGCCUAGAGAGCUCCUUCUGGUUUUCCCUCCAUUACUUUGCCUGCUUUGCCCCAUUCUUCUCAAGUCCAAUCUACCACCUCUUCAUGUGCCAUAAACAAGGGUCCACAGCAUAUAAUGGCUUAUUAACCUUUGAUAUGUGUGGCAUAUGGGCAGUUAAUACCUUUGGUGCCUUGUGUGGUAUACGUGCAACAUUGUUCUGCUUUCCAAUCUGGAGGAUGACAGCAUUAAUCACUUAUAUCUUAAUUUCCUUUAUUUCCUUGUACUUCAUUCUUGGUGCAAGGACCCCUAAAGAGAGAUUCGUUCCCUUGACUGUUUUUGGAGUUAUGCGUUAUCUCUUCAUAGGUGUGCGAUUAUUUCUUCGCUACCUCGGCUAUGGCUGUGGUAGUGAUGGAGCUUUGCCCUACUGUGUUCUGAUGGAUUUAUUUGCAUGUGUCGGAGGGGUGAUUAACAUUGCUAGAGUUCCAGAGAAGUGGUUCCCUGGGCAGUUUGACAUUAUUGGAAACAGCCAUCAAAUAAUGCAUGUUCUUUCAGUAAUCAGUGUCAUAUUUCUGCAUCUUGGAUCAUCGAAAGAAUUUGAGUGGAUGGCUGAGUAUAAGUGUUAAAUCGAUUGCAGUUUAUAUUUGAAAUAUAACAGUCCUGCAUAAUCUAAACUUAGGUUGAAUUAAUAAAUCUGUAUAGGUAGUUUAAAAUUAUGAUUUAUUGCAAUCUUGAUUAAUCUCUUAAAAUGUAGUGAUAAGCACAAAAAAAUCUAUUUUGCCAGAAAUAGAAUGUUUUGCCAAAGUAGAUUUUAUAGUAUAUAAAAUGUUUAUUUAAACUGUUAUACAGAAAAAUAUGCCUAGUUGUCUAAAGCUGUUAAGUGGCUGCUUCUUUAUAUGAGUGGCUGUGUUCUAUAUAUGAAAGCCUAAAUUAUCAUAUAAUUUUGCUAUUAUUCAAAUAGAGGUUCUGUUUUCAAUAAAGGGUCUAUUGACGAUCCUUGCCUCGUUUUAAAGACGCGAACACCAUAAUAGGAGACUAGUUCUUCUGUGCAAUUUUUGUACAAUUCCUACAAACAUUUGGUAUUGGUGUAUUAUUUUGUAAAAAAAUAUUUGGCAAUUCUGCCUCUUUAGAUCGCAUUGACAGUUUAUGUUAUAAAUAAUUAUUAUUUUUGUUAUUUUUUGCUGUAUGCUAGGAUCAAUUUCCAGCUUGUUUCUGUGUGGCCUAGGAACGUCUGUAAAUAUAGCCUAGCUAUAUGCAGCCAAAUGCAGAAUACAAUGUAUUCUACAAUGUUAUCAAAUCCUUUUAGGGAUCGUUUUCAUAAUUAAAUGUUUGCUUAUUAAGCUAGCUAACCAUGCUAUUCAAUAAAUUAUUUAUCUAAAAUAUUUGUUCAAAUUUAAAAUCUUAGCCAUGCCGCCAGAAUGGUUUAAAACUAUAGUAGCCAAUGGCUAAAAUAGUUAUAUUAAUGAUUUAUUUAUUCUGACGAUUACAAAAUAAAAGAUAUAAACAUC